Trypanosoma brucei brucei TREU927 is the source of this 543-nucleotide messenger RNA. RefSeq lists its product as hypothetical. The record is from RefSeq and is a predicted model, not a curated record. Lineage: Eukaryota; Euglenozoa; Kinetoplastea; Trypanosomatida; Trypanosomatidae. The transcript has a single exon. The coding region runs from base 1 to 543 and encodes 180 amino acids.
AUGGAAUACCAAGGUUCUCCACAGCAAGAGGAAGGCGACGCUGCGCUUGCUAAGCGCCUCCACGAAGAGUUAAACCGUUCCGAAGCCUCCGGUCAUCAAGAGCCAAGUGACCAAACUGGAGGCAGGCGACAGGUGGAAUGCCCUAUGUGCUCAUCGGUAAGUGUUGUUGUUGGUGCCGCUGAUGGGGUUCAGCAGGUUUGUGAGCGCUGUAAAGCCACUACUCACGGUGGUUUUGCAAGUGGUGAGGAUAACGAAAAUUAUAGUAUGCAAAAGCUGUUGUUGUGCAAUAUUUGUCAAUCCUACAACAGGGUUCCAAAGGGUACAUUUGAUGCCAUCCUCUGCGGAGCAUGCGGUAAUCAAUUGAAAGCUGGGGGAUCGGUGACUGAGAAUUUGUCACCCGAAGAUACACGGGUUCGGACGCAGGAAAUUCGUGUGCGGUGCCCUAAGUGUUCUAGUAUUAACACGGUAGAGGCCAACACUGAUGCACUUAGUGUUCGCUUUGAAUGUGGUUCGUGCCGAUAUGCUAAUGAAGUUUUUUUUUAG